Messenger RNA from Myxocyprinus asiaticus (Chinese sucker), 1127 nucleotides. RefSeq names its product NADH dehydrogenase [ubiquinone] 1 beta subcomplex subunit 9-like. The transcript has 4 exons. The record is from RefSeq and is a predicted model, not a curated record. NCBI's taxonomy places the organism in Eukaryota, Metazoa, Chordata, Actinopteri, Cypriniformes, Catostomidae. Gene Ontology annotation, biological process: mitochondrial electron transport, NADH to ubiquinone. The coding region runs from base 46 to 573 and encodes 175 amino acids.
UGUGUUCCUCAUUGAGAUUCAUCUGAAGGUGACUCAGUGGGAAAGAUGGCGACGGCCUACCUGACCCACCAUCAGAAAGUCCUGCGACUCUACAAGAAAUCCCUGAGACACCUCGAGUCAUGGUGCAUAUUUAGGGAUAAAUAUCGUUUCUAUGCGUGUCUGCUGCGAGCACGCUUUGAUGAGAACAAACAUGAGAAGGACAUGGUGAAGGCCACCAUGAUGCUGAAGGCAGGCGAAGAGGAGUUCUGGACCAAUCAGCAUCCACAGCCCUACCUGUUCCCAGACUCACCUGGAGGAACGUCUUACGAAAGAUACGAGUGCUACAAAGUCCCUGAAUGGUGUCUGGAUCAUUGGCACCCCUCCGAGAAAGCCAUGUAUCCUGAUUACUUUGCUAAAAGGGAACAGUGGAAGAAGCUGCGGGCUCAGAGCUGGGAUAGAGAGGUCCAGCAGCUGCAGGCUGAAACUCCUGCUGAGGGCCCCAAAUCUGAGGCCCUGCCACCAGCCCGAAAGGAAGGAGACCUCCCUCCCCUAUGGUGGCAGUUUGUCACUCGUCCCAGAGAGCGGCCCAUGUAAAGCCUCAUAUGUUAGAAUAGGCCUCCGAGAUGUUUGUCAGACGUAUACUUGCGUUCUGUGAGCUCAACCUUUAUAAAUAUAAUAAACUAUUCUGUGAAUUAGAACCCUUGUAUUCAUUUAAUAAUAAUAAUUCCUUACAUUAACAUAGCUUCAAUUGAUGUUAACUUGCCUUGAAUCUUAUAGGUAAAAUGUUUGAGAUGCACUUAAUAUCAUCAUCAGUAAGAAUAUUUGGACUUAAGCCAGAAACGUACUUAACAAGUACGCUAAAGCAGACGCAAAUGCUUGAUCAACGCAUGUAAAUACUUGUAGUGCGUUACUGUGGCAAUAACAAUUAACUCAGUACUCAAGGGGGCGAUAGUUGCCUUCAGAUGUCUGUGCCAUGAAAUAGCAGUACACAAUAAUUCAAUAACUAUUUUAUAUUUAAUGUAUGCAACAGUAAUUAUACAGGGAAAAGCAUACAGAAGGUGAUUUUAUAAACUGCACAGUGUUGAGAACAACUCUCACACUACUCAAACUGUGAUACUAUCAAAAAAAAAAAAAAAUAAUAAUAAUAA